GGCAGAGCUCAGAAGGGUGUGUUUUAUGUACCACUGCAGCAUCAGUGCAAAAAAGACACGAGAAAAAGGCACGACUCAGUGGACAGGAAAGAGAAAAUAAAGACAAGACAGAAGAAGAGAGCGUGACAAAGAGGAAACGAGAGGAAAGGGGAUAAAAGAGACGCGGAGACGGAGGGAGAGACGCCACACCUGCAGAGUCGGCAGCGGGAGAUUGUGGACCUGAGAGGCAGAUCGUCUUAUUCAGAGCCUCACUUAGGACUGUGAAAGCAACACACACACACACACACACACACACACACACACACACACACACACACACACACCAACUUAAAACAGUUGUUUACUCUUCUCCACUCUCCAGAGGGUCUUGGAGGUCCCUGAAGUGUGUGUGUCUGGUUGGGUGCAUACGGUGGGAGUGUGUGUGUGUUUUCUUUUAUGUGUUGAUGAGUGUGUGGGUGUCUUGCGUCACUUUUCAUGGGACAUUGAGAGAUGUGUGUGUCACAGCGUCGGUGGACGGGCUAUAGGGGGCUGUGCUGCCCCGCCCUCCCCCUGAUCCUCCUCCUCCCUCUGUCCUUCCUCUCCUCCAUGCCUCCGCUCGCUCAGGGAGCCAUCGUCAUCCCCGAUGACUAUAAAGUGCAUAACAUGUCGCAGCCACCGGUCCUGACAGAGAUGCCGCAAUCGUACACGGCCUUUUCUCAUGAGGACAUCAAUCUGCCCUGUGAGGCCUCUGGUAACCCGACACCCAGUUUCCGCUGGGUGAAGGACGGCGUGGCGUUCGGGAAGGAGCGCAAAAAUGUGGGUACGUUGCGAGCCGAAGAUGAAGAGACUCUGGACUCGUACGAAGGCUUCUACCGCUGCUACGCCUCCAACACCCUGGGGACCGCCAUGACACAAUCCAUACAUGUGAUCGUGGAGGCUCAACCAGUUCUUCUAAAACAACAAAAAGUCCAUCAGCAAGCUCUUGAGGGAGAAAGCAUGAUCCUGUCCUGCAACCCUCCAGAGAGCUCGACUCCUCCGCACAUCCACUGGAUGGACAAGAAGAUGGUGCACAUCAAGGAGAACGACAGAGUGAUGGUCGGCCUGGAUGGGAACUUGUACUUUGCUAAUCUGCUUAGGAGCGACAGCAGAAACGACUACUUCUGCAACGCCCAAUAUACUGCAGCCAGGACUGUUCUCCCUAAUACCGCUGUCACCCUCACAGUCUUGCAAACUAAUGAUGUCGUUCAUGGCAGAAAGCCCCACCUCUUCCGUCCCACCGGCUCACACACCUCCAUGCUGGCGCUCAGGAAGCACAGCGUCGUCCUAGAAUGUCUCCCCAAAGGCCUACCCACCCCGAAGGUGGAGUGGAUAAAGAAGGACAGCAGGCUGGAGGACACAAGCGGCAAAGUGGAUUCAGAUUCACACGACCGCCGGCUUCGCUUCGACAGCCUCACCCAGAAUGAUGACGGGGAGUACAUGUGCAGAGCCUUCAACGAGCACGGUCAAACCUCCCACUCCUUCACGCUCACUGUGGAAGCCUCUCCCCACUGGGUGAAGGAGCCUCAGAACCUGCUGUACACUCCGGGGGAAACUGUGCGGCUGGAGUGUCAGGCUGAAGGCAUCCCGACCCCGGCCAUCACCUGGAGCAUCAACGGUCAGCAGGUCUCAGAGGUGGAUGACGAUCCUCGUCGGAGCGUAUCAGGUGGUGUGUUGAUCCUGAGGGACGUGGAGUUUGCUGACACCGCCGUGUAUCAGUGCGAGGCCACGAACAAACACGGCUCCAUCCUCCUCAACACCUACCUCUAUGUCGUCGAGCUUCCUCCUCAGAUCCUGUCCUCUGAUGGAGUGGUGUACAGUACAACUGUGGGCACUAACAUCAUGAUACACUGUCAAUCCUUCGGCUCGCCACGACCACACAUCACAUGGGAGGGUGAGUACAAGCUUCCUCUGCUGUCGGACCCUCGUGUCGCUCUGAUGACCAAUGGGACGAUCGUGCUGUCCAACGUCAGUCACGAUGACAGUGGAGAGUACACCUGCUCCAUCAAACACACCAACAUCUCCAUCACUGCUCACCUGGAAGUCUACAAUCGGACGGAGAUACUGACGAGCCCGCAGGACGAGCGUGUGCUGAGAGGAGGCAGCGCUCUGCUGGACUGUCGCUUCUACAAAGACCCUCGGCUGCAUAAGUACCAGAUCGUGUGGAGGAAAGGCUCGCAUAAGCUGCAGGAAACGUCAGAUGACAAGCACACUAUCUUUGAGAAUGGCACCCUGAAAGUGACAGACAUCCAAUCAGACGACAGCGCAAGUUACUCCUGUGAGGUCAUCACUGAGCUGGACAUUGUAACAGCCAGUGGCUCCAUCACUGUCGUAGCUCCGCCGGAUCCUCCCAAAAAUCUGUCUCUAUCUAAUGUUGACGACCACAGCCUCACUCUCAGCUGGAUCCCAGGAAACUCACACAACAGCCCCGUCAUAGAGUUCAUCGUGGAGGCCCAGGAGGAGCAGCACGCAGAGGAGGGGAAGCAGAGGUGGGAGGAGUGGGAGAGAGUCCCCGGGGACUUCGACCACCUGGAGCUGACCCUCCACCCCUACUGCACCUACCACUUCAGGGUCAUCGCCAUCAACGAGAUCGACCACAGCGCCCCCAGCAAGCACUCGAGAAACCACAGCACGUCGCCGGCCAUUCCUGACAGUAACCCCACCGGCGUGCGCAGUGAGUCCACAGACCCGAAGACUCUGGUCAUUUCAUGGGAUGAGAUGGACAAGCGCUCGCAUAACGGCCAGGGCUUCCAGUACAAGGUGUUUUGGCAAGAGUCUGGAGUGACAGAUGUCCACUGGAACCACGCCUACGUGCAGUCUCCGCCGUUCUUGAUAAACAACACGGGAACGUACACACCGUUCAAGAUCAAAGUCCAGGCUGUCAACUCACUCGGAGAAGGACCGGCACCGGUGCCUGAGAUCGGACACUCUGGAGAGGACGAGCCUGUGGAAGCUCCCACUGGAGUCACAACUACUGUGAUUGACAGCACGGUCAGAGUCAAGUGGAACGAAGCCCAAAAUGUCCGAGGUCUGCUGAUGGGAUACAAGAUUUACAUCCGGAGGGUGGGUCCACACGACGGUCGUGUCCGGAGGUCUCUUGGAAAACUGCACCAGGCCAAAGAGAAAGAGGGACACUUAGAGCGAGGCAGGGAGAGAGACAGGGAGAGUCGGGUGGUGGUGGUCCACGGCAGGACCACCUCAGAGGAAGUGUCGAGGCUGCAGCUUUAUUCUCGGUACGAGGUGUCCGUCACUGCCUUCAACAGCAAAGGGGAGGGGCCUCACUCCCCCCCGCACCACUUCAGCACCCCAGAGGGAGCGCCUGGUCCUCCUGCAUCGUUGAGGUUUGAGAGUCCUUCAGAGAAAUCGCUGACCCUCUACUGGACCCCUCCAGAGGAAACCAACGGCGUGCUGGUGGGAUACAUGGUGCAGUAUCAACAGGAGGUGGAGACCAGAGACAGCCCGCUGGAGAUGCAGUUCCUCAUCGAUUCCUCUGUGACUCACUUUGAGUUGGAGUCUCUGGACCCGAGCAGCCAUUACAUCUUUAAAGUGAUCGCACGCACCAGCACUGCAGCUGGACCUCCCAUCACACGGAGGGGCGCCACCCUGCUGGACGGAGUUCCUCCAGCCCACAUCAGCAUAGUUUCCAGCAAGACAUCUCUCAACCUGAGCUGGGUGCCCGGAGAGCGAGACAGGAACCACGGCUUCAUCAUCCACUACCUCAGGAAAAGUCCCGGGUGUGAUUGGUCGGACUCAGAGGUGGUGAACUCCACGCAGGGUUUCUAUUCGCUGACAGGCCUCCAACCAGGAUCUCAGUACCAGCUUGUGAUCAAGCACAGAAACGAGACUCAUUGGGAAAAUGUGACAUGGACCAUGGGACCAGCGCCGUCGGAGUUGCCCAGUGGGUUCGCCAACCAAGGUUGGUUGAUAGGACUCAUCAGCGCCAUCCUGCUGCUGGUGAUGAUACUGCUCAUCCUCUGCCUCAUCAAGCGCAGUAAGGGCGGCAAAUACGCAGUGAAGGACAAAGAAGACAAGGAGGUGGACUCUGAGGCUCGGCCCAUGAAGGAUGAGACGUUUGGAGAGUACAGAUCUCUGGAGAGUGAUGCGGAUGAGAAGCGCUCAGACAGCCAGCCGUCUCUGUGCGGGGAGAGUAAGCUGGGCAGCGACGACUCUCUGGCUGAGUACGGAGACAGUGUGGACAUCCAGUUCAACGAGGACGGCUCGUUCAUCGGCCAGUACAGCGGCCGGGGGCCCGUCCCCCCCGGCCACGAGAGCUCUGGUCCCACCUCUCCCGUUAACGCAGUCCCACCUGUCCCCAUCGCUCCAUCCAUGCCGAGCACCCUGAACCGGCCCAGCUAGACACACACACACACACACACAUUACAAAAAUAACACACAUACACACUGCCUGCCUGCAACAAAACACAAAGGGACAGACCACUCCUGACUGCACUGCCUGUAAUGUUAGUAGUGCACACACACACACACACACACACACACACACACACACACACUGUCUCAAUACAUUCCGAAGGUUUAUGCAGUGAAGCUGUUUACAGGAUGUCUCGCCUUUUCUACUCCAAGUUUACACAUUCACACACUCAGAAACACACUCACACCUGCAAGCAAACACACCAAAUGAGAAAGCGCUUCACUCUUCUAUAGGAAACAGAGCUCGCUGCACCAGCUGUUCAUCAAACAUUAGUGUUACGCAGGUCGAGAUGAGUUCUUUCUACAUAUUUAAGUAAUUAAGCAGUUUCAUGUUAAGAAUCCGGGUUCCUCCAACGCGGCCGCAAACGUUUUCUCAGCUUGUUUCUCUGAUGACUUCAGAUCCAGAGGUUUGACGACUGCAAGUCUUUCAUCCGGUUAUAAUAUAUUUAAAAAUGACCCAAGAUCCAAAAGGUGUUUGUAAAAAUGUGGCUUAAAACGGGAAAGAAAAAAAAGGUCAAACACUGGAGGAU
Molecule: messenger RNA, 4973 nt
Organism: Cottoperca gobio
Lineage: Eukaryota; Metazoa; Chordata; Actinopteri; Perciformes; Bovichtidae
Product: neural cell adhesion molecule L1.1-like
Exons: 29
Coding region: 490-4371 (1293 amino acids)
Biological process (GO): axon guidance; cell-cell adhesion; brain development
Cellular component (GO): plasma membrane; axon
Molecular function (GO): cell-cell adhesion mediator activity
Source: RefSeq, a predicted model, not a curated record